CAACAUCGGACGAACACUCUUUAAUAAUAUAUGUACAGUUCAGUGAUGACGGCAGGCGGUCGAUCACCGCGUUGGCGUUUUAUUUUUUUGACAGAAAAUUCGUUUUAACGUUUUCCCCCAGCGACUUCCCGCCGCCGCGGAAUAAUAAGACUUGCGCACACCGCGACAGAAUAUUAUAAACACAAUAUUAUACAACACGCGUUCGGUCGUAUAGUUUUUCGGUGGAAAUCGAUUUUUUUUCACAGUUCGUUUUUCGUUAAUACAAUUAAUAAAAUUACGCGGGUACCUACCCACCUGCUCGACUAUAUACAAGCCCAUUUUAAUAUUAUAUAAUAUUUGGACGCUGGGCCGACUCGUGAUGGGAAUUAUAUGUAUUGCCACCAGGAGUCGUAUUUCUGAAAUAAUAUCGUCACAUCGACUUCACGAGCUUGCCGGCCUGCACAGUGCGCCGGUGGUGUGAUGUUGUAGCGAUUCUUGUAGAUCUUUUCCUACAUUUCUAUUUCUUUAUCUACAACUUUCUAUUUCUCUUUCUCUCUCCCGAAUCUCACCAAAAUGUUCAACCACGCCAAAUACCGACAGACCGAAAACAACAACGAAGACGUACGAACUACCGGGCUGCAAUCGGUUCCGAAAAAGCCAGAGAUUCACUUGUCGUUCGAAAGUCUCACCUAUACUGUGAACACCUUCGAAAAGCUAAAAAGAGUGAAAAAGGAGAUCUUGCACGGCAUCGAUGGCAAUUUCCGGUCUGGACAACUAACGGCCAUCAUGGGACCGUCGGGUUGUGGCAAGAGCACAUUACUCAACGUACUCGCCGGAUACUCGAUAAGUGGAAGUUCGGGCCAAGUGUAUUUGAACGAUACGCUGCGAGAUGAAAAACAAAUGGCGAACAUCAGUUGCUACAUACAGCAGGACGAUUACGUGCGCGACCUGUUGACCGUCAGGGAAUCGAUGACGGUGGCUGCGCACCUCAAGUUACCGACAACCGUGUCGACUCUAUCAAAAGUCAGCCAAGUGGAGAACUUGCUCGACGCGUUGGGUUUGUCCGUUCACGGAGACACCAUCACCAAACAGCUCUCGGGAGGCCAGAAAAAGAGACUGUCCAUCGCUUUAGAGCUCAUAACCAACCCGUCAAUAUUAUUUUUAGACGAGCCCACUACUGGUUUAGACAGUCAAUCUUGCAGUCAUUUGGUAUCACUGAUGAUCAACUUAGCUCACAAUGAAAGUCGUACCAUGGUGUGUACACUACACCAGCCUAGUGCUUUACUGUUCGAAAAGUUUGACCAAGUGUAUGCGUUGAGCUCAGGCCGGUGCAUCUACCAAGGACCACCUAAAUUAGUUAUUCCUUACUUUGCUGAACAUUCCGUCGUAUGUCCAACGUACCAUAAUCCAGCCGAUUUUUUGAUCGAAGUGGCCAUAGGCGAAUAUGGUACUGAUGUACUUGUCAAAUUGUUCGAUACAACAAAAAUCACAUACAUAAAUGACCGCAACAAAUAUCCUACAAUUUCUGGCGGAGGCCGCGAAACACAACUUGAAAAUGGCGCGUGCCAGGAAAACAUCAAUGUCGAUAACAAACGAUUAUCGUAUAAAUCUGAGCUUUUAAAUAAGCCUCAGUUUUAUGUACAAGCCUAUCAUUUAUAUUGGCGAAAUGUAAUCAUGAACAAACGUAACAAAACCAACGCGCUGUUGCGGAUCGCCGUCCACUUCGCCGUAGCCCUAAUAGUCAGCUACAUAUACCGUGGAGUGGGCAACGACGCGGCUCAAGUGCUCAACAACAUGAAGUUCGUGUACGGCACCAAUUUGUUCUUGGCUUACACCGGUCUGAUGGCCGUCAUCGUUUCUUUCCCAUUAGAGUACUUGGUCUUGAAGAGGGAACACUUCAACGGUUGGUACACGCUUUUCCCGUACAUGGUGUCCGUGUUGCUUGUCGAAAUACCGCUUCAGAUAUUGUGUUGUCUCGCCUACGUCGUACCGGCGUACUUUAUCACCGGCCAACCGAUGGAAAUGAUGCGAUUCGGUUACUUUGCCGUUUUCCUGGUGGCCACUUCCCUGACGUCUCAGAGCGCAGGAUUCCUGUGCGGCGCAACUAUGCCACUUAAGAUGUCUGUGUUCGUUGGACCGGUAUCGUUGGCGCUACUCUCCAUGUUCGGGUUUGCGAUAAGGUUUUCGGACAUACCUGCCAUGUAUGUGUGGCUGCAUCAUUUCAGUUUCGUUAGAGCGUCAUUCCAGAGUGUCUUGUACACGCUGUACGGCUUCACCAGGGGAGUUUUACCGUGCUCCGACGAGAUGUACUGCCACUACAAGAACCCAGUGAAGUUUCUAACCGAAAUGUCAUUCGAUCAUGUGAAUAUUAAUCCUGAACUGUUGUACAUGUGUUUCUUUUUCUUGUGCACUUACGCGCUGACAACAAUUGUCAUAUGGUACAAGCUGAACAAACGGUAAAUCUCACUCAAAAACAAUCUAAACCUAAUAUGCAACAGGCUUAUGAGGGUUUAUGGUAUUAUAAUAUUAUAAUAAUAAUAUUAUUAUAUCAUUUAAGUAUCACAUAAAUGGUUUUUUCUGAUGUACAUCAUUAUGUUAUCGGUUAUGGUUAUUAUUUAUGUGUGAGAUCACUUUUUAACGCAAAUUAUUAUUAUAUUAUAUUGUGUACAAAUAAUAUAAAUUAUUCGAUCACAUAUUAUUAUAUAUGUAUAAAAAGUAAUUUGAAGAUAAAAAUAUCAAAUCGUGAAUAUACAAAUCUUUUUACAACUUAUAUGAGUUAAAAAUCCAACAAAAUUCAAAACUUUAAAAAUAUUAAUGUUAAAAAAUAACUAAUACUCCUUCCAAAGUCCCAAAAUGUAUAAGUUUAUAACCGCAUGUACUACAUAAAUAUCUAGGGUCAGUACAGAUGAAACUACAUUUUUCUAUAAAAUAUUUUACCAAAACUACAUAAGCUUUAUCGCGGUACAACUGGUAUGUCGUGGCAAUCUUAAUGGUCAAAAUAACAUUAUAUGUACAAAAAUAAAAAAUAAAAUAGAUUCUAAAUAAUUGUUAAAAUAUGUAGACAGUGACACCAACGGGUUAGGUAUAAUCAAAAGUUUGAUUUGUAUAUUUUUUUACUCUUUUCACGUUUACUUUUCGGUCUUUAUAAAAUAGAUCGUAAAUAUCAUGAAGAAAUAAAAAAAAUAAUAAUUUAUUUGCCCUUACGAUGUUCACAAAGUGUUGCUGUUCCACUGUAUAGAUAGAAAUAUUCACAUCGUAAUCGUGUUCUUAAAAAAAAUGUGUUUUAAAUUAUUUUAAUAUUACUAUUUAAAAUGUUCAGAGUGAAUAUAUACUUACUAUUGAGUAAUUUUUUUGUUUGUCUUACCAUACUAUGUUAUGUUUUACAAUAAACAAAUUAUUAU
Messenger RNA from Rhopalosiphum padi (bird cherry-oat aphid), 3380 nucleotides. RefSeq names its product ATP-binding cassette sub-family G member 1-like. Gene Ontology annotation, cellular component: plasma membrane. The transcript has 10 exons. Gene Ontology annotation, molecular function: ATP binding; ATP hydrolysis activity; ABC-type transporter activity. The coding region runs from base 553 to 2439 and encodes 628 amino acids. The record is from RefSeq and is a predicted model, not a curated record. Lineage: Eukaryota; Metazoa; Arthropoda; Insecta; Hemiptera; Aphididae.